AUGGGGAGUUAUUUUUCGGCUCUCUUUUCUCGCCUCCUUGGCCCGAAGGAGGUUCGGAUUCUCAUCCUCGGCCUCGACAACGCCGGAAAGACGACGAUUCUCUAUCGACUGCAUUUGAACGAAGUCGUCGAAACGAUUCCUACAAUCGGCUUCAAUGUCGAAACGGUCCGGUACAAAAACAUUGAGUUCCAGGUUUGGGAUCUCGGCGGCCAAACGUCUGUGCGGCCCUACUGGCGUUGUUACUUUCCCAACACGAACGGAAUCAUCUACGUAGUGGAUAGUGCUGACCGCGAACGCAUCUCGGACGCGAAGCACGAACUUCUCCUGAUUCUUCAGGAGGAAGAAUUGCGGGGCGUUGCUCUCGCGGUCGCGGCGAACAAGCAAGACUUGCCGAACGCAAUGAGUGAAGGCGAAGUCUCUGCUGCACUGGGGCUGCCUUCGCUGCGCGAUCGGCCGUGGGCGAUCAUGCGGACCUCCGCCGUUAAGGGCGAAGGCUUGGAGCAGGCGAUGGACUGGCUUACAGAUGUUCUCUCGCAAUCCUAG
Molecule: messenger RNA, 543 nt
Organism: Neospora caninum
Lineage: Eukaryota; Apicomplexa; Conoidasida; Eucoccidiorida; Sarcocystidae
Product: ADP-ribosylation factor domain-containing protein
Exons: 7
Coding region: 1-543 (180 amino acids)
Biological process (GO): vesicle-mediated transport; intracellular protein transport
Cellular component (GO): Golgi apparatus; cytoplasm
Molecular function (GO): GTP binding; GTPase activity
Source: RefSeq, a predicted model, not a curated record